UAGAAGAAAACGUUGUUAAUGUUGUCUGUAUCCAACGAGGCUCUUUUUCUUCUCCGAUUAGAUCCCGUUGGAGAACCCAGACACUCUAAGGUUUCUAUUGGAUUCAGAUAGUGUUCUUGGACAGUGCGAGAUAGUCAAUCGAUGAUGCUGCAGUCGCAUUCAAGGUUUCUCCUUCAAACGCUCUUGACGCGUGCUCAGAAGUUGCUGGUUUGGUCGAUUGAUUGGUUCUGUUUUAAGCAUUUCUCCAAAAAACUGAACUGGGUUUUUUUUAGAAAGUAUGGCAGGAAUGUUCAAUACUUUCUGAACUGUUUGGUCAUAUUAUUUUUCAGUCUUGAUAAAGCAGUGGAGCUAGAUUAUCAAUGGAUUGAAUUCGAUGAUGUUCGUUACCAUGUUCAGGUGACAAUGAAGAAUCCAAACAUCUUGUUGCUAUCUGUUUCGUUACCAAACCCACCACCCGAAGCAAUGUCCUUUGACGGACUUCCUUUGGGAGCUAUAGAAGCUAUUAAAACCACUUACGGCACGGGGUUUCAGAUCCUUGAUCCUCCUAGAGAUGGUUUUAGUCUUACCCUGAAGCUCAAUUUCUCUAAAGUUCGCCCAGAUGAAGCGUACAGAAACUCGUUAUUAACGAAGCUAGCUUCCAUUAGAGAAGUGGUGAUGGGGGCGCCGUUGAAAAUCAUUCUGAAACAUCUAGCUUCAAGGACGGUUGCUCCUGAGCUGGAUAGGCUUGUAGCAAUUAUGCAUAGACCUAACGAGACAUUUUUCCUUGUGCCUCAGGCAGAUAAAGUCACAGUGGCUUUUCCCAUGAGAUUUAAAGACUCUGUGGACACAAUUCUUGCGACUUCUUUCUUAAAGCAAUUUGUGGAGGCAAGACGUGCGGCUUCGCUUAGUAGUGCUCCUUCUUGCUCUUGGUCUCCAACCGCACCUCAGGAACUAGAAGGAGCUCCUAAAGAAACACUAUCUGCUAAUGCCGGUUUUGUAACUUUUGUCAUAAUGCCUCGGCAUGUGGAGGGUGAAAAGCUGGAUCGUACUGUAUGGAAUUUGUCAACCUUUCAUGCUUAUGUUAGUUACCACGUCAAGUGCUCAGAGGGUUUUAUGCACACCAGGAUGCGGCGUCGCGUGGAGUCUAUGAUUCAGGCUCUAGAUCAAGCUAAGCCAUUGGAGAAAACAAGAUCCAUGAACAACAAGUCAUUUAAACGGCUAGGAUUCAGUGAUGCCAAUCAUACCAAUUCCAAGUAGUUCAAUCUCUCACGAAGCAAUUUUGCAAAACCUUGUGAAUAGCCGUUAAGAGGUUUUAACUUUUCACUGAAUUCAAUCAUGAUAUACAUAUUCUUUUUGGUUUCAGAAUGGUUUUCUUAGUACAAUUCUUUCAGAUAUUUUCUGAUCAAAUAUAUGAUUCUUAAACUGUAAAUUCACAUUGGAGGAAAUCGUAAGAGGAUCUCUAGGUUCUAUCA
Messenger RNA from Raphanus sativus (radish), 1451 nucleotides. RefSeq names its product actin-related protein 2/3 complex subunit 2A. Gene Ontology annotation, biological process: Arp2/3 complex-mediated actin nucleation; actin filament polymerization. Gene Ontology annotation, molecular function: structural constituent of cytoskeleton; actin filament binding. Bases 142 to 1236 code for a protein of 364 amino acids. The transcript has 11 exons. The record is from RefSeq and is a predicted model, not a curated record. NCBI's taxonomy places the organism in Eukaryota, Viridiplantae, Streptophyta, Magnoliopsida, Brassicales, Brassicaceae. Gene Ontology annotation, cellular component: actin cytoskeleton; Arp2/3 protein complex.